AACGUAUUGCAAGAAGAACGACAUUGGUUGCGCAUUUCUAUACCUCAGGCAGAUUUAAAUGAUGUAAUUACUUACAUUGGCUUUAGGUUGUGGAAAGCAUACAAACAUACCUGUUGGGACAGCGUUCACCUAUAGUAAUUGCAAAAAGAAAGAUAGUGUUGCUUCUUAUCGAUCUACUUUAAAAUUUGAAGCGGUUGAUGAUUCAGGAGCAAUGGCAUUCACAACAUUCACUGCUGAUACAGAGAAGUUGUUUGGUAAAUCUGCUGAAGAAAUUCAUUUCAUGAAAGAUUAUGAAGAUGUACAAAGUUUUGGUUCAAUUUACCAAAAACUUUGUAACAACUAUGUUUUGGUUGAAGUUGGUCCAACAACAACUUUGUCAAGGAAUAAUAUCCUUCAAUGGUGUUUGAAAGGAAUAGAGAUUGAGGCAAAAAAGAAAAGGCAAAGUGAAGUCUAUUCUAAUAUAUCAGAGAUGUACCAGAGUAAUAUUGAUUCAGCUUCAGGUUCAAAAGCAUUUGAUCAGACAGACAAUGCAGUCACAGAUUCUGAAUUGCAUGAUACGGAUAUAUCUAAUGAUCUACCAAAUGUUGAGGACAUACUUAAUCAAACACUACACUUUUUCUAAACAGGAUACAACUCCUACUGUAGAUCACUUCAUUAAUGUUAAAGAUAUGCAGCCUUUUCCAAAGAAUAGUGGUGCAAAAAGGAAGAACAAAGAAAUAAAUA
Molecule: messenger RNA, 723 nt
Organism: Chenopodium quinoa (quinoa)
Lineage: Eukaryota; Viridiplantae; Streptophyta; Magnoliopsida; Caryophyllales; Amaranthaceae
Exons: 3
Coding region: 212-622 (136 amino acids)
Source: RefSeq, a predicted model, not a curated record